This is a messenger RNA of Adineta steineri, 2709 nucleotides long. The record is from the annotation of a GenBank genome assembly. Lineage: Eukaryota; Metazoa; Rotifera; Eurotatoria; Adinetida; Adinetidae.
AUGGUGAAGGAUAGUAAAACUCCAGCAGCAGCUGCUGGUGGAAAAGCAUCAGUUGCUGGGGCAAAAGGAGCUAAAGGAGCUAAAGGAGGCAAAGGUAAACAACCAGAAGAAAAGGCAAUUGAUGAAACUUUCGAGCCAAUAAAACUUGAUGUAAAAGGAGCUCAAACAGCUGUUGUAUGUUUAAAAAGUACUGAAGAUACUGUUUUAAUUCGAGCAUGUGAUUCAUUAUUUAAAUUUGCUGAUAAAAGUGAUGGUAAUAAAUUAUUAUUACAUGAAAUGGGUGCAACUGAUACUUUAUUUGCAUUAACACAUCAUGAAAAUCAAGUUGUACAACGAAAUGCAACAAUGGUCUUUGGAUUAAUGGCUUCUCAUCCGGAUGUUCGACAAUAUCUUCGUAAAAUCGAUUGUAUUCCACAUAUGAUAUCACUUUUAUCAUCUGAACGUGAACCAUUAACAAGUGAAUUUGCUGUUUUAUGGCUUCGUCAUAUGUGUAGUCAUUUUUCUACUAAAUCCCAAAUAGCUUCAUUAAAUGUUUUACAACCAUUAAUACGACUGAUAAAUGAAAAUGAUCCUGAUCUUAAAUUUAAUGCAUUAUCAACUAUUGAUCGUAUACUUGAUGAUUUUAAUUCACGAAGUAUUGUUCGAGAAUUAAAUGGAAUUGAACCAAUAUUAAAUAAUCUUAAAUCUGAUUAUCCACAAAUCACUGAAACUGUUUGUAAUUGUUUACAAAAAUUAGCUACAGAUCCAAAUAAUCGUGUUGUUAUAAGAGAUAUUGGUGGACUUGAUCGAAUGAUUGAUUUUAUUGGAGCAGAUGAUACGAAAGAUGUUCAUGUUCAUUGUUUAAAUGCAUUAGCAAAUCUUUUAGAAGAUACCGAAUGUCUUGAUCUUAUACAAGCAAAUGGUGGUCUUAAACGAUUAAUGCAAUUUGUACAAGAUAGUGCUUUACCAGUUGUACAAGCAGCAGCAGCAAAAGCGAUUGGACGUGCAGCAAGAAAACCACAGAAUCGAAAAAUUUUCUCUGAACAAGAUGCUGAACGUGCUAUGGUUUGUCUUUUACUUAGUGAAAGUGAUGACGUACGUAUAGCUGCUUGUCAAGCUUUAGCAGUUAUGGCUGAAAGUAUAACAAGUCGAGAAACAAUUCGGAAUCAUGAUGGUAUUCUAACACUUGUACAAAUGAUGCAAAAAGAUAAUCCACGUUUACGUGAAUUUUCGACAUUAGCUAUGUCGAAUUUAACUCAAAGUAAUCCAAAUAAUGUUAGAGAAUUACAAGAACAAGGAGGUCUUGAAGUUUUAAUUCAUUUAUUAAAUGAUGAAAAAGAUUCAACUAAAGCUUAUGCAUGUGCAACAUUGGCUAAUUGUUCAACUGAUCAAGUUGUACGUACAAAUGCUUUGGAUAAAGGUCUAAUAACUAAUCUACUUGCACCAUUACAUGCCAAUAAUGAAACAACACAAGCAAAAGCAGCUAUGCUUUUAUCAGCAUUUGGUAUUGAUCAAAAAGCUCGACCAGAAGUAUUAAGUAAUGCAGCGAUUAUUCCACGACUUGUUAGUUUAUCGAAAUCAAAUAAUGAUGAAGUUCGUCGUAAUGCUUGUUUUGCUAUCAGUGUUCUAUGUGCAGAUCAAACUAUUGCAAUGGAAAUUCUUCGAAAUGGAGCACUUGAAAUUUUACGUGAUAUAAAUGCAUCGGAAUCUCGUAAGAGUAAAUUUACUGAAAUGGCUUUACAAAGAAUACUUGAUAGUCAAUUAUCAGCAAAAUAUUCUUAUCUUGGACGAUUAGAAAGUAAUAAUAUAACAACAGAUGGAUUUUAUGAUAUGGGACCUGUUCCAGAGGGUGGAAAAUUUUUAACAAUUGAAGAACUUGCUGCCCAAGAAGUGAAUGAUCGUCGACCAAUAUUAAUUGUUUAUGCACCAGAAAAAAAUACUACACAGUUAAAUACUACUACCACAGAAGUCGCUCAAGAAGAUGAUCGUCCUCGAGGGCGAUCAUCUUCAAAUUCAAAUCUUGCAAGAGCAACAACACCAUCGAAAAGCUCAGAAGGCAAAGAAAAAGCAGGUAGUACUGCUGCUGCUAGCCGUACUUCAAAAACAGUGAAAGGAUCAACCAAAGAAAAAGAAAGCAAAGCUACAGUAAAUCAAACGAGUAAAACAAAAAAAGAAAAACCAACUGAUAAAAAAGCUGCGGCUGAAGAUAAAAAGAAUGCUGAAGUUGAUUCAUCCGUAACAAGUGGUACUGAUUCGAAAGUAGGGUAUCAACCAACAUCUGAUCAAGAUUUUCUAAUAUAUCUCGAUGAAAUUCGUCCACAAAUAACAAAAAAACCACUAGCAGAACAAAUACCUAUAUUAGCAAAAUUUGUAAGUGACAAAAUGGGUGGUACAAUUGCAUCUGAUGAUGUAACUACAUUUGGAUAUGAAGUCGCAAUGAUUCAAUUAAAAGCAGAAAUUCAUUCAAAUAUUGUACCGAUUGGUCGAAUACGAAAAGGUAUUUAUGCACAACGAGCAUUUUUAUUCAAGACAUUAGCUGAUCGACUUGGAAUAUCAUGUACAUUAGUACGAGGAAAUUAUAAUCGUGCUUGGAAUGAAGUUCUUCUUGGAGAAUCAUCUGCAGGUGUUCGAUAUCCAGCUAAAACAUGGAUUGUUGAUUUACUUCAUGAGCCUGGACGAUUAAUUCAUGCAAAUUCUCCUGAUGCUCGUACUUAUACCACACUCUCUUGA